Talaromyces amestolkiae is the source of this 738-nucleotide messenger RNA. RefSeq lists its product as uncharacterized. The transcript has 4 exons. Bases 1 to 738 code for a protein of 245 amino acids. Gene Ontology annotation, molecular function: zinc ion binding; carbonate dehydratase activity. NCBI's taxonomy places the organism in Eukaryota, Fungi, Ascomycota, Eurotiomycetes, Eurotiales, Trichocomaceae. The record is from RefSeq and is a predicted model, not a curated record.
AUGCCAGAGAAGUUCCUGAAUAUAACAGUUCCUGAGGAAGUCCUCAUUGUUCGCAACUCAGGCGCUCGUGCGAGACCUGCUCUAGCUAAUCUGGUAGCAUUGGACGAUUUGGUCAGUGUUGAGAAUGUGCUUGUCGUUGGACAUACGGAUUGCGGGGCACGCAAUUUCAAUGAUGGUGAGAUAAGAGCGCGGCUUAUGAAAAGGGCUCCUGAAUAUAAAGAAGAGAUCGAGAGGAUGCAAUUUGGAAAGAUUCUUGGCGAUGUUGAGCACUCAGUCAAGGAUGAUGUGGAAUUCCUGAAGGGAUCACCUCUCCUUCGCGAGGAACUCAAACAGAACAUUCAAGGCUAUCGAUUGAUCCUAGUUUUACUAGGUGAAUCACAAGUCAUGGCCGGGGGUGCUCUGGUGACUCCCGUGAAGGGCGAAAAUCUCGUUCUGCAAGGUGUUCGGCGUGACGCGACCGCACCACCACCACAACAUUUAGAAACAGCAUCAAAAGGAUUCAAAAGCAUGGAAGAUGUCGGCACGUCAGCAUCAAAGAUUCUUGAAUGGACCUGGGACAAGCCUACUACGCGUAUCGAUCAUCCCGUGUUCCCGGGCUUCGAACGCAAUAUUCAGAUCUACGCAUCCUCGAAUAGCGAGAGCACUGAAGCCAUUGCAGAUCUCAGGAAGCUGGUUGAUUCAACCCGCCAAGCAGGUCUCCGAUGCCUGUACGAUGGGCAACAACUACAACUACGGUGA